This is a messenger RNA of Morone saxatilis (striped sea-bass), 497 nucleotides long. RefSeq names its product 40S ribosomal protein S26. Gene Ontology annotation, biological process: translation. The record is from RefSeq and is a predicted model, not a curated record. The transcript is spliced from 4 exons. Gene Ontology annotation, cellular component: cytosolic small ribosomal subunit; ribosome. Lineage: Eukaryota; Metazoa; Chordata; Actinopteri; Moronidae. Bases 92 to 439 code for a protein of 115 amino acids. Gene Ontology annotation, molecular function: mRNA binding; structural constituent of ribosome.
UUUUUGAUAAAGAUAUUUCGAGGGCGGAGCGGAUGGCGCUACUUCUCGCGGUACAACCUCUUCCGGUCCUCUUUCCAGCUUCCCGUGCAACAUGACCAAGAAAAGGAGGAAUAACGGUCGUGCCAAGAAGGGCCGUGGGCACGUGCAGCCCAUCCGCUGCACCAACUGCGCCCGUUGCGUCCCCAAGGACAAGGCCAUCAAGAAGUUUGUCAUCAGGAACAUAGUGGAGGCGGCGGCCGUGAGAGACAUCUCCGAGGCCAGUGUCUUUGACUCUUACGUCCUGCCCAAGCUCUAUGUGAAGCUGCACUACUGUGUCAGCUGUGCCAUCCACAGUAAGGUGGUGAGGAACCGCUCCUGUGAGGCCAGGAAAGACCGCACCCCACCACCCCGAUUCAGGCCAGCUGCCGGUGCACCAAGAGCUCCUCCAAAGCCCAUGUAAAGCAGAAUUUGAAGAUGCUGUACACCUGAAGAAUAAACUGAAAAAAUCUUUACAAAAA